CAAAUAAGACAUCAAGAGAUCUCGGGCGUGUCCGGCUUCACCCACGGACCAAGUUCAUGCGCAUAACUUCCUUCGACCUUGGUCUGGACAGACUGAGAUCCAUGAUCCCUUUCCCUUCCGGGCAUAGACAGGCCGAUUAGGUUGACUUAGCUGGCUUUCCCCUGAUGGCCUUACGCACGCCUGCCAGGAUCAGAGAUUUCUUUAUUCCUGGUCUGUCCCGGGGUACAAAGUCUUUUGCUGGAGCCUACCCUGGGUACUCGUCGGUCCCUUCACAGAAUAGGGAUGAUUGCGUUGGAUUGUUUCUUCUUCUACUCAGCGGUGCGGUUCGGUCAGAUGCAUCAUGCUGCCCUGGAUACGGGCGGUUGACGACAAUGCCUCUCAGGCAUCAGUUGUCGUAGUCCCGACCAUUGUGACCACGGUCAUUGCCGUGGUACUCACCCUGCUGCGGCUGUACGUUCGGAAGUUUGUCAUGAGGACACUGUCCUGGGAUGACUGGUUCAACCUCCUCGCGACGUUGACCACUCUCAUCGCCAUGGCCUUGAUCCUCGCUGCAGUCCCGUACGGACUGGGGCGCCAUUAUGACACCCUCGAUGUCGAUCGUGCCGUCUAUUGUAUAAAGCUCAUGCGGAUGUGUCUCUUUCCGCUGCUGUUCUCGACCAUCUUCUUGAAGAUCUCCAUUAGCCUUCUCUUGAUGAGGCUGUUUCUUACAGCCAAGGUGUGGAAGAUAUUCUUCUGGUGCUUUAUUGCCUUCAAUACGAUCACGAGCCUUCUUGAUGCCGCCAUCGUCCUCCCUCAAUGUGAUCCGGUCGCGCGAACAUGGGACAAACGAGUGGAUGGAACUUGUUGGCCUAGUUCCGCAAUCAAUGGGGCGGCCAUUGCGCAAGGAACAAUCGCCGCGGGAACAGACAUUGUGCUAUCCGUCCUACCCAUCGUGUUUUUGUGGAAGGUUAAGAUCCCGAUCAAAGUGAAGGCAGCCAUAUGCGGGCUCAUGGCACUGGGGUUUGCGAGUGCUGGGUUUGCACUUGCGCGAACAAUGUAUGUUUCCACCUUGACCGAGUCAUCGGAUCCGACAUGGGACUACGUGAAUCUCUACAUGUGUGCAUUCCUAGAAUCCUCCAUUGGUGUCAUCGCUGCCGCAGCACCCUCCGUCAGACCCCUCCUUCGUCCUGGAUUCUGGACCAAGGAAUAUUCCCGAUCGAGAUCCCGCUCUUUCCCGCUGCAUACGUUGACUGCCAAGAAGAGCGCACGGCCGGUCUGGGGCGAUACCCUUUUCGAUACCAGGCUCGAUCUGGAAGAACGCCCGAUCAAUUCGAGGGACAGCGAGUCCAAGCUGUGGCCACAGCUGAACAUGGCUAUUGUGAAGCGGACAUCAAUAGAGGUAGUGACCAACUCUUUGACGCAUAGUGAGGUGAAAGCCAUGGGACGGCGAAGUGCUUAGAGUUUUGUACAGAUAAAGACUGGUUGGAUGCAAAAGUUUCCCACAUAUAUUUCCUGCUACUGAAUAGAGCUAGAGAGGCUAAUGUCACUGUAAUUAUCCG
Molecule: messenger RNA, 1538 nt
Organism: Aspergillus eucalypticola CBS 122712
Lineage: Eukaryota; Fungi; Ascomycota; Eurotiomycetes; Eurotiales; Aspergillaceae
Exons: 7
Coding region: 341-1438 (365 amino acids)
Source: RefSeq, a predicted model, not a curated record